Humulus lupulus (European hop) is the source of this 930-nucleotide messenger RNA. Its product is annotated as large ribosomal subunit protein eL19y. The record is from RefSeq and is a predicted model, not a curated record. Gene Ontology annotation, molecular function: RNA binding; structural constituent of ribosome. Gene Ontology annotation, cellular component: ribosome; cytosolic large ribosomal subunit. NCBI's taxonomy places the organism in Eukaryota, Viridiplantae, Streptophyta, Magnoliopsida, Rosales, Cannabaceae. The transcript has 5 exons. Gene Ontology annotation, biological process: translation. Bases 71 to 712 code for a protein of 213 amino acids.
AUAUAAAAGCUUCUCUACCACAUAUACCAAACCUUUCUGCAAUAGCAGCUGCCAGUGAGAGAGGAGGAAGAUGGUUUCGCUGAAGCUCCAGAAGCGGCUCUCCGCGAGUGUUCUCAAGUGUGGACGAGGCAAGGUCUGGCUUGAUCCUAAUGAAGGAAACGAAAUCUCCAUGGCCAACUCUCGCCAAAACAUCCGAAAGUUGGUCAAGGAUGGUUUCAUCCUCAGGAAGCCAACCAAUAUUCAUUCUCGUUCCCGUGCUCGCCGCAUGAAGGAGGCCAAAAGAAAGGGUCGUCACUCUGGAUAUGGUAAGCGUAGGGGUACAAGGGAGGCUAGGCUGCCCACCAAGAUCCUGUGGAUGAGGAGGAUGCGUGUUCUUAGGCGGUUGCUUCGCAAGUACCGAGAGUCAAAGAAGAUUGACAAGCAUAUGUACCAUGACAUGUACAUGAAGGUGAAGGGUAAUGUUUUCAAGAACAAGCGUGUGUUGAUGGAGAGUAUUCACAAGUCUAAGGCCGAGAAGGCAAGAGAGAAGACUUUGUCCGAUCAGUUUGAGGCUAAGAGGGCAAAGAACAAGGCCAGCAGGGAGAGGAAGUUCGCUAGAAGAGAGGAACGUUUGGCCCAGGGCCCUGGAGAGAAAGUGCCAGCAGCAACACCUGCCCCACCUGCUGCUGUGGUAACUCAACCUACACAGGGAGCUAAGAAACCUAAGAAGUGAAACCUAUGAGAAGUGCAUCGGAGGAUUGUAUUGACUAUGGAUGAUGGUCCUUGCGCUCUCUCUCACUUUUUUAGGAUAGUUUUGAAGAAUCAAUUCUGUUUGUUUUGGACCUUUUUACUUGAUAUUCUAGAUGAAAGGAGUUACAAAAUCUUUCUACUUUUGCCUAAUUUAAUAUUUUGCUUUUUGAUUUUUGUCAAUCUAAUUAUUUAUUUGGUUUU